Messenger RNA from Boleophthalmus pectinirostris (great blue-spotted mudskipper), 2476 nucleotides. RefSeq names its product endosome-lysosome associated apoptosis and autophagy regulator 1 (gene elapor1). The transcript is spliced from 16 exons. The record is from RefSeq and is a predicted model, not a curated record. Gene Ontology annotation, cellular component: extracellular exosome; lysosome; trans-Golgi network. Gene Ontology annotation, biological process: autophagosome assembly; positive regulation of vacuole organization. Bases 138 to 2462 code for a protein of 774 amino acids. NCBI's taxonomy places the organism in Eukaryota, Metazoa, Chordata, Actinopteri, Gobiiformes, Gobiidae.
AAUUGCAAUUGACAUUAACCAUUUCACCACAUUGAAACGCUCAAGUUGAAAUCUUUUCUACAAAAUAAAUAACAUAUGGGUACUGCAUCCUCGUGGUAGCUCCAUAAGUAUACGAUCCGUGAUGUGAUUGGUCGAUCAUGGCAGUUGAGGCCCCGCCCACAGCUCAUGAGGCCUGCACCCAUGAGCAUACACCUGACAGAGGUGAAGUAGACCCGACUGCUCCAUCAGUUCAACACCCACACGAGGACAUCAUGCACCCAGACAACUAUCACGUGGAACUAUUACUGCUGGCACUGCUGUGUGCUCAAAGCCAGGCCGAGCUGCCCAUCUGUAAAGAGUCCGACUAUCACUUUGAGUACACAGAAUGCGACCUACAGGGAGCACGCUGGAGGGUGGCAGUGCCCAACAAACUGGACACGUGCACACGACUACCCGACCCCGUCAAAGGCACCCAAUGCACCUUUUCUUGCAAUGAAGGGGAGUUUCUGGACAUGCAGUCUCAACAGUGUCACAAAUGCGCCCCUGGGACCUACUCUCUGGGGACUGGAGUGGCAUUCGAUGAAUGGGACUCUUUACCCCAUGGCUUUGUGACGCUCCACCAAAACACUAACGAAUAUGACGACCAAGUCAGCUGUGCAAAUUCGACUUGGACCCCAAAAGGUGAAUACAUCGCCUCUAACACAGAUGAAUGCACUGCCACUUUGUCCUAUGCUGUGAACCUGAAGAAACCAGGAGUACUGACCUUUGAGUAUUUGUACCCCGACAACAACAUUUACUUUGAGUUUUUUGUUCAGAACGACCAGUGCCAGUCCACAAAAUCUGACAGCAGUUGGAUGAAGGUGUCUGAGAACGACUGGAGCAAACAUAUGGUUGAUCUGAGCACAGGAAAUAAUGUGUUGUAUUGGAGAACCACAGGCUAUUCUCUGAAUAGUGACAUCAAACCUGUGCUCCUCAAAAACAUUGGAAUCUCUGGAGUGUCCUACACAUCUGAGUGUUUCCUCUGUAAACCUGGGACGUACAGUGAAAAAGCUGGUGCUGCACGGUGCUCCCCAUGUCCGGUGGACUUUUUCUCCACUAAAGGAGCCACAGUCUGUCACCCAUGUCAAAAUGACACGUACACAGAGGCCGGUUCAGGGACAUGCAAACCCAGACCUGCCUGUACCACUAGUGACUACUUCUACACACACACUCCAUGUGACACAGAGGGAAAGACCCAGCUCAUGUAUAAGUGGAUUGAGCCAAAGAUCUGCAGUGAAAUUGUAGAGGGCGCUGUUCAGCUGCCUGCAUCUGGAGACAAACAAACAUGUCCCCCCUGUAACCCAGGAUUUUAUGCCACCAACUCCUCAAUCUGUGAGGCCUGCCCUCAAGGCUUCUACUCCAAUGGGACAGUUUGUGGCAAGUGUCCAGCAGGUACAGAGCCAUUGGUUGGUUAUGAGUACAAAUGGUGGAACACAAUUCCCCAAAAUAUGAAAAGCUCAACUUUCCGCAGAGAGUUCAAUGACCCUGAGCGCCACACAGCUUGGGAAGUAGCGGGGGAAUACAUCUACACAACUCCUGGAGAAGAGGACACAGAUUUCCUCAUGCUUACUCUUAAUGUCCCUGGAUACAGGUUGCCACAGUCUGUCUCCACAAACAGUGAACUCGCUCGGAUCACAUUUGUCUUUGAGACCAGGUGUACAGCAGACUGCAGGCUUUUCUUCCAAUCGGGCUAUACUCAGUGGAACAGUGAAGUUGUGGAGCAGUGGAAAGGAACCCACAACAAACAGUCCUAUUCAUUUGUGAUUCAAGGAAACAACACCAAGAGCUUCACCUGGGCAUUUCAACGCACUCAGGAAUUCUCUUUGACAAGGAAGUAUAGUGCUGACUUUGCCAAGAUUUACUCCAUCCACAUCACUAAUGUCAUUGGGGGCGUGGCCUCUAAGUGCCGCCACUGCCCUCUGGUUGCAUCCCAAACCAAUUUGGGCUGUGUCCCCUGUCCCCCUGGACACUACAUGGUCGGUGAGACAGGGGUGUGUAAGAGCUGCCCCCCAAAUACAAUCGUCAGAGCAGAGCAGGCAGUGGGGGAGGCUGCAUGUGUGCCCUGUGGACCCAAUACCAAGAGGAACAAGGAAUACUCAGCAUGUCUCAGUGAAUGCCACCUGACUAUCCAAAGUCAACAGGGACCAUUGCACUACCAUUUCUCCGCUCUGUCCAAUGUGACCAGUUUUCACAACAAAGCUCGAUUCACCGCAAAAGGCUUGAGAUAUUUCCAACAUUUUAACCUGGGGCUGUGUGGUACUGAGGGAAGAGUGCUGGCAACUUGCGUGGACAAUGUAACCGAGAGCGGGAAGAAGGAAGUCAAAGGAUACAUUUGUCAGUCGACCGUGGUUCCCUCCGAUAUCAGGGGCCAGACUGUAGUGUCUUCCCAGCCAGUUGUCAUUGGAGGCACACUAGUUGGUAUGUAUUUGGUGAUCUCUUGUUAACAGGUGGUGAAAGA